UUUCUCUAGGUUUAAUUAGAAUAUCGAUCGGGAUAUUCGGUUUGUUUCCGGUUUAAGAGGAAGGAUGAGAAGGCAAGAAUAAACUUGGGAAGGUACACGCGCCUUGAAAUCGUUUUAUGCAUAAAAAAUGUGUUAGUUGAAUAGAAGUAGCGUCAAACUAUACCAACACUAUUCUUCAUUAGUGUUCCACCGGUACACGAGAGGCUGCUAAAACAUUUGUUAUAUGCUGAAUAGGACCGUCUAACAGCGCGCACAAGUGAAGCGAUCGAAUAGAAUCCCGAAAUAUAAAAAUAAAAAGUUUAAGAAUUUUUUAAAAUAUAUAGAUAAAUUAAUGGUAAAAAACUUUAAAUUUUUAGAUAUAAUGCUAAAUUUAGAACUUAUAAUAUAAAAAAUUAAACAAAGUUAUUAAAUUUUAAAAUUACUUGAUAAAAUGUAUAAUUAAUACUGUAAUUUUUUUGAACCGGAUCUAAAAUUAAUUUGAGACGACGCUGAUGCUGAGAUACCUCAAAAACACCGACAAAACGAAUAGUAGAAUUAUCCUGAUAUCUCAACCAUCAAAUUUUCUUUGGUGCAAUAACUUUAGCGUCCAAGCUUCGAAGCCCUCGAAAAUCUUUUUUUGACCAGAGAUUUAUUAGAAAGUCAAAACAUAUGACCGUCAACUGAACGGGUGUGGGCAAUGUACACUGAACAAAGUCUGAAUCUCAACGACUCUUUUCCAUUUAAUAGUUCCAUAUUCUACAAGAUACAUUUAAUGCUACUGCAUGGAAAUCAUUAUUUAUAACUAUGAUAAACAUUAAAUAUGUGUUAGGUUUGAACUUACACGCGUUUCCUCGGAUUCCCUAUUCUCAUUUAAAACUCAUUUUUGUAUUUUCUGUGUUUCUCAUUUUAGUCAGGUGUCACGGUCUCUCUGUCUCCCUUUUCUUAUGAACUCUUCUCUCCAUCACAGUUACUCCAAUCCAAAUUCGUUUUGAAACUAUCCUGCGGAACACACGUUGUUUCUUUUCUGAACUUUUACUUAAACGCUUUGUAAUUGUUACUAAGAUUCAGACCUGCUAAGAUUAAUGUAGUCGUUGGUUUUACAUAUAAAAUAUAAAGAUUGUAGACACAAACACAACUUUUUAUUUUUGUUAGAGGGCAUAUCAAGGAUGAUUUGGCAGACGGAUAUGUACGCAAAUCUAGACACCGACGUGCAUGUCACAUAUAUGUAUCCACACAAAAAAGAAAACAGUAAACAUACUAACCUACGUACUUAACAUAUGUCACAUAUAUAUAUAUGUACUAUCGUCGACAAGUUGGUGGAGACAAAUACCCACCCAUCACUAACGAUGUAGGAUAUAUGAUGAAUUGAUGAUCGAUCAUAUAUAUGCGCAAUACUCACAAGUUGUAGAUCCUGAUAACUUGAUUAUCACUCCAUAACAAAGUACUUAAAAAAAUAUAUUUGGUGAACAUAUAUAGAUCAGUUUUCUUAUAUCUUCAGUGUAUAUUUAUUUUCGUUCAUAUGAGUUGGGGACAUAGAUUUACACCAAUAGAAACAUAUGCUCCUAGUUUUUUUUUUGCUUCCACAUUCAUAGAUGUAUGUACGUAUAAUUUUUUUUUGUUUUAUACGAACCGGAACUCAAAUGACAAUACAACAAGAAAUUUUCAUAUUGUCAUUCUGUCUCUAAGGCAUCCCUAUAAUCUUUUACUUCAACAUAUUUUAAGAUUUUUGUGUAAGUGCUAAAAUCAUAUUUUAAAAUCUACCGCAAAUGAAAAUUAGUGAUCCGACAUGACAAUUUUUUUCUAUUUAUUAUGAUAUUAAAAUUAUAAAAAAUUUAGACACAACCGAUAACCGGCAAAAAAAUUUCAUUCCACACUUCCGUAGUUCCGUGAUAUAUUUAAUUAUAAAGUUUAAAUUUCAAAUUAUGAAUAGUUACCAGUUACCACUCCUCUACCCUUUAUUCCCUCCACUUUCCACUCUGUUCUCAGAAUCGAAUAUAAACUAUUUCAAAAAGUACGCACUCAAUGUCAUUGUCUUUCUAUAGUACAUUUUUGUAUCCGAUAAUUAAAUUUGAAACAAAAAAAAUAAAAACCUUUUUCAUAAUAUUUUAGUCAGAAGAAGAGGAAAAUUACCGAACUGAAUCGACACCGAUCUGAUUGAUGCAUUCAAUUCCUUGUUGACUAUAAAACCGGCCUGUCCCCCUUCACUUCACAUUCGCCAGCAACGUUAGAAGGAGAGAGAGAACAAGAGCAACAAGUCUCAUUCAACUUCACAAAAAUACCUAAAGAUUCCCAAUAACCAAAGCAAGCCUUUGAUUACUUUUGUUAAUCAAUUGCUCUCUUUCCUCUGAUUCCACAUCCAAGAACUCAUGGGAUAUUCCGACAAAUCUUACAACCAACUCGAAGUCGAGAUACGUGAAGCCACCGACGGUAAAAAAUGGGUUAUCGCCGGUCUUCCUCCACGUUCGCCGCUCAAGCCUAUUAACUCCUCCUCCGACGUCAUAUUCACCGAAACAGAGGAUCAAGAUCAGUGUCCGACAACACCCACAGCGGUUUCUGUCAGAAUUCCAAGAGUCCCGCCGUGCCCAGCCGCACCAAAGAAGCGGAAGCCGUCGUCCAAGUGCAGCUACGUUGCCACCGGUAGAGAGUUCUUCUGUCCACCAGACCUCGAAACCGUUUUCAUUCAGAGAGCUGCUAGUUAACUCUGGUUUUUCACAACUUCUCUUUCUAACCUUCUUUAGGGUUGUAAUAUUCUUCUCGAUUCUGGUUAAGUUUUAGAUUCUGAACCUACUCUUAUGGUCUUAUGUGUUUUUCAGUUCUAGACUUCUAGUAAUGUUAGGACACUAAUUAAGGUUGCUGAAUAGAAGUAUAUCUUUCGUGUUUAUGUACAAUUAUCCCCCCUUUUCUAGUAGAAUUAAUAAAUAUACGACAUGUCGUUUGUAGCUUGGUUUAUUAAUUUGCAAAUUUUGAAAUGUU
Messenger RNA from Brassica rapa (field mustard), 2952 nucleotides. RefSeq names its product cyclin-dependent protein kinase inhibitor SMR8. NCBI's taxonomy places the organism in Eukaryota, Viridiplantae, Streptophyta, Magnoliopsida, Brassicales, Brassicaceae. Gene Ontology annotation, biological process: regulation of DNA endoreduplication. The record is from RefSeq and is a predicted model, not a curated record.